Molecule: messenger RNA, 3465 nt
Organism: Sorex fumeus (smoky shrew)
Lineage: Eukaryota; Metazoa; Chordata; Mammalia; Eulipotyphla; Soricidae
Gene: BMP3
Product: bone morphogenetic protein 3
Exons: 3
Coding region: 7-1305 (432 amino acids)
Biological process (GO): BMP signaling pathway; osteoblast differentiation; SMAD protein signal transduction
Cellular component (GO): extracellular region
Molecular function (GO): cytokine activity; growth factor activity
Source: RefSeq, a predicted model, not a curated record
CCGGCCAUGGCCCGGCCGCGCCCGCUGCUCUACCUGUGCCUGGGCUGCGUGUGCCUGAGCCUGGCGCAUGACCAGGUGUCCCAGCACAUGCUGAGGCUCUAUGACAGCUACCGCGCGCCGCGGACGCCGGGGGUCGCCGCGCCGGGUUCGCAGCCCCCACGCCGAGGCAACACGGUCCGCAGCUUCCGAGCUGCAGCGGCAGGAACCCUUGACAUCAAGGGACUUCAUGUUUUUAACCUGACUUCUCUAACCAAGUCUGAAAACAUUUUAUCUGCCACGCUGUACUUCUAUGUUGGGGAACUUAUAAACAUCAGCCAGACUUGCCCCAUGCCUCGAGGAUGUUCGCAUCACGGUUUGAGGAAACACAUCCAAAUUGAUAUCUCUGCAUGGAUCCUCAAGUCCAACAGAAACCAAAGUCAACUUCUCGGUAAUCUUUCAAUAGAGAGAGCCAAGCCUCACCGAGACUUUGUGUCCUGGCUGUCUAAAGACAUCACUCAACUUUUGAGGAAAGCCAAGGAAGAUGAGGAGUUCCUCCUAGGAUUUAACAUUACCUCAAAAGGACACCAGAUGCCAAAGAAGAUGCUACCAUCUCCUGAACCUUAUAUCUUGGUGUACGCCAACGAUGCUGCCAUUUCUGAGCCAGAGAGUGUUGUAUCCAGCCUACAAGGACACCGAAGUUUCCCCAGUGGAGCCAUGCCCCAAAUGGGUAGCCACAUCAGGGCAGCCCUUUCUAUUGAACGGAGGAAGAAACGUUCUACGGGGGUCCUGCUGCCUCUGCAGAACAACGAGCUUCCCGGCGCAGAAUAUCAGUAUAAGGAGGACGGCGCCUGGGAGGAAAGAAAACCUUACAAGACGCUUCAGACGCAGCCUCCUGAGAAGAGUAAGAGCAAAAAGAAACAGAGAAAGGGACCCCACCAGAACGGCCAGACCCUCCAAUUUGAUGAGCAGACGCUGAAGAAGGCAAGGAGAAAGCAGUGGAUUGAACCACGGAAUUGUGCCAGGCGAUACCUGAAAGUCGACUUCGCAGAUAUUGGCUGGAGUGACUGGAUUAUCUCCCCCAAAUCCUUUGAUGCCUAUUAUUGCUCGGGAGCAUGCCAGUUCCCCAUGCCUAAGUCUCUGAAGCCAUCAAAUCAUGCCACCAUCCAGAGCAUAGUCAGAGCUGUGGGGGUCGUUCCUGGAAUUCCAGAGCCUUGCUGUGUUCCAGAAAAGAUGUCAUCACUCAGUAUCUUAUUCUUUGAUGAAAAUAAGAAUGUGGUUCUUAAAGUAUAUCCUAACAUGACAGUAGAGUCUUGUGCUUGCAGAUAACCUGGCAGAGAAUUUGUUGGAAAUCUUAAUUCAAUCAUUAGUUUAUUUUUAUGGACUUUUGUUUUGCACUGCCAAUGCAUUUCAUUUCAAGGGAUUUUUUAACAGUCAAAAGAGACCAAGCAAAUCGACUGCUAAUUUCCACCAACCAGAACUAGACUGUAUUCGUUUCCGAAUGUAACUUAAAGCGAGAUUUAAGUAAAUAUGAACAUAUAUUUCUCUUCCUCAAUCAAACAUGAAAAAUUUACUUAAAUGUUUUUUAGAACUGUUAAAAAGCACUGAUUUAUUUUUAUAUUGGGAUUUGAAAAUUAAUUGAAAACACUAUAAUUUAUCAUUUAUCUCUACUCUUUACAGGAUAAUUUUGUAUUUAAAGUAGGUGAACUGCCUUAAAUUCCUAAAAAUAAAAAAGAAAGAAAGAAAAAAAGAAAACAACUCAGCAAGUACUAAACAAAUGCUAAAUAAUCCAAUCAACAUUACUGUUUCUUUUAGAAAGUUUGAGUCUGUUUACCUGUGUCUCUUCCUCCCACCUUGCAUUGAGUUAAAAGUUGAGUGAAGAAUGUGUGCUGUGCCUUGGUGUAUCUGUGAACAUACAUUGUCAGAUUCGUAUGCCCUUAGUAGGAAGGUAGGUUUGCUUGAUAUGCUUUUAUAAUGUAGUCUACACAGAAUUUUUUUCCAUGUCAUGUUCUGGCCAGCACCAUUUGAUUAUGAGAAGUUUACCAAAAAUGAUAGAGUGUUUCAAGAGCAUAUGCAGAGAGUUACCACUUGGCCCAGACAGUUAAUUGGAAAUACAGUUGUUUUCAUUUCUUUGCCUCCCAGAAAAGGAAUCCAACAAUGCAGUUUUCAAAAACCCAGAUGUAGUUCCUAUUCUAUACCUCAUCUUCAUAAGAACACUUAGUUAACUUGAGUUCAAGAAUUAUUCCGGAAGCUUUUCCAUUUUUAUUUUUCUAUGACUUUACUUCUUGUGAAGAAACAAUAGGUAUCAAGCCUCAAGAACUAAGGGAAUAUUAGACACUUCUUUGAGUGUCCUAUUUAAUAACAAUCAUAGGUUUAUUAUCAAUCUUUACUACAACCAGAUUCAGGUACUUCUUCACACAGAUUAAGACUUUUAGUUCAUCAAUAGAAACCAUCUUUGGCAUGUUUAGCACCAAAACUUGUUCACCAAGAAAGGCAAUCACUAUAGAUGUUUUAGGGAGUUUUGUCCCAUUUUGAUUUGCUUAAAUAUCUCCUCACACUUUUGCCCUUGAAUAUGUUUCAAAAAUCAUUCACUCACUUUAUUUACAUAUAUGUAUGACAUAAUUUUUUCAAACCAUGGAUUGUUUUUGAUGUUAUAUCUGUGGUUAAUAAUCACUUUUUUUUAAUAUCAGCUCUUUAAAGACAAGCUAUUUUAUAGGCUGUGAAAUAUCAAAAGACAUGGGAUUUUGUUCUGUCUCUGCCUAUUGUUACUAUAGUUGUUCAAAAUUUAAUAAAUAUUUAUUGAGCAUAUAUUUUGCAAAAGACACUGUGUUAAGUCUGUGUCUUUAGUGGUAAGAUGUACAGGCUGACUGAUUGAAUUGGAAGGUCAUUUUAGCACUGAAAGUUUGCGUUUAAAAUAUUAGCUAUUUGUACACAUCUUCCUUGAACGGAUGAGAGUAAUAACCCCAAACAUUACAAGUACCUCUGUCCAUAAAUAUCCUGUUCUUCAGUGUUUGUACGUUGCAUCCUCUUUGGCUGAAGCGGCUUUUUUGUAUUGUUGAAAAGAAAAGAAAAAUCCCAUGAAAAAGAAUCUAGCACUUAGGUGUAAGAAAAGUCUGCAUGAGUGUGUGUUAAUUCCAUGAAAGAAACACUCAGCUCUAAAUAGCACUGCACUGCAUUGUCCUCGCGUUGUUCAUCGAUUUUGCUCGAGUGGGCCCAGUAACGUCUCCAUUUUGAGACUUGUUGUUACUGUGUUUGGCAUAUCGAAUAUGUCACCGGUAGCUUGCCAGGCUUUGCCAUGCUGGCAAGAUACUCUCGGUAGCUUGCUGGGCUCUCCGAGAGGGGCGGAGGAAUCGAACCCAGCUCGGCCAGGCUGGCUGCAUGCAACGCAAAUGCCCUAUCACUGUGCUAUCACUCCAGCCAAACUCAGCUCUAAAUAAUUCAUUAAAUAUUGGUGCCUGAAUUACUGCAACUUCUAAGAAUUCACUUUUU